AUGUCGAAAGAGGUCCCGGCGCUUCCGUCGGCGACCAAUGUCGACGCCGCGACGCCGCGAUUGACGCUCGGCGAGGACGCAAAGAUUACGUUCGAUCACUUGGGUCCGAUCGUCGUGAGCGAGGACGGGACGUUGUCUCGAAUUGGGAAUUGGGAGAGCCUGAGCGAGCGCGAGCGCGAGGUGGCAAAACGGAGGAUUGCGAAGCGGAAUAAUGAGCGGUUGGCGGUGUUGCGGGCGAAGGAGUCGGGUGGCGGGUCGUGA
Ostreococcus tauri is the source of this 261-nucleotide messenger RNA. Its product is annotated as unnamed product. NCBI's taxonomy places the organism in Eukaryota, Viridiplantae, Chlorophyta, Mamiellophyceae, Mamiellales, Bathycoccaceae. The record is from RefSeq and is a predicted model, not a curated record. The transcript is spliced from 2 exons. Bases 1 to 261 code for a protein of 86 amino acids.